AUGGCAGGCGAACGAUUCCAAGUGGGCUGGUAUCGAUGGGUGCCAUUCCUCGGAUAUCAUCAUGUCUUGAUGAUUCUAAUAGCAGUUGCCAUCAUCUUGCUAUAUGCAGCGUUACUACUCGCAGGAUGCUCGUCAUCCUCCCCUCUGAUACCAGACAUAUUCCUGCUCUCUCUGUACUACUCGGAUUACACGCCGACACCCGACACUGCACAGGUCGACUACAAUGGUUAUCAAGCCAUUAGCAACAUUGUUGGCUCGGCCCACCUCCAAGCACGUGUAGGCUACUUUGGUAUCUGCGUCAAUCCCGACGGUGGAUCUUGGCUCUGCUCCAACAAUGCGACCGCGCUCGCCAAUGAGGUUUCCGUGGACCAGGAUCCUCUGAACCUGAUUUGGUUGGCGUCUCAGUUCAAAGACAUGAUUGUGUUUCCAUACCUGAUCAUCAUUGCCAUCAUCUUUGCCUUUAUCUGCUUCUUGCUUCUAGCCACCUUUCCCGGAUGGCACGAGGAGGAAGACUCGGAGGACAGCGUACGCGAGAUCAAGCCAUUCCCCAGCAGACCAGUCUCUCAGAUUGCACUCGCCAUCAUCUUUAUUGCCAGCAUCUUUGUCCUGGUAUCGGUCCUGUGGCAACAUACGGCAUCCGUGGCGGCAAGCAUCAUUGCUCAAGACUUUGGCAACGGCAGCGUCUUGUCAGGCGUAGGCACAAGUGCCAUGGUCAUGGGCUGGUUCAGUUUCACGCUGCUCAUCAUUGUCACAAUCGGUCUCCUGGUCAUGAUUCUGAGUAUCAGAGUAUUGACACGAAUGGCUGAUUGA
Messenger RNA from Pestalotiopsis fici W106-1, 810 nucleotides. RefSeq lists its product as uncharacterized. The transcript is spliced from 3 exons. Gene Ontology annotation, biological process: conjugation with cellular fusion. NCBI's taxonomy places the organism in Eukaryota, Fungi, Ascomycota, Sordariomycetes, Amphisphaeriales, Sporocadaceae. The record is from RefSeq and is a predicted model, not a curated record. The coding region runs from base 1 to 810 and encodes 269 amino acids. Gene Ontology annotation, cellular component: membrane; mating projection tip.